Molecule: messenger RNA, 1194 nt
Organism: Folsomia candida
Lineage: Eukaryota; Metazoa; Arthropoda; Collembola; Entomobryomorpha; Isotomidae
Exons: 4
Coding region: 271-1092 (273 amino acids)
Source: RefSeq, a predicted model, not a curated record
AAAUGUCAUCGGGUCGUGCAUGUGGAAAAUGAACUUUGUUCAUUUUUAUACGGCUUGACGAAAUCAUUCCGAAUCUGCAAUUCCUUGGAUGUGGUCAUUUACAUACAUACUUGGCUAUCGUAAUUAAUUAAGAAAAGCGAUAUAAUUUUAAGUUUAACGUAGUGCAUUUAUUAAAAUUUGUUAAUUUGUGUAGUAUAAGUUAAGUAUCUACAAGUGAUUUCAGAAAAAAAUUGCAUAGGAAAAAACGUACCCAAAUCUUAACCAGUCAAAAUGCCAGCCAUUGGUGAAAGUCCGUUUUUCCUCACAUUAUAUGCAACCAAAUCCACGCUUUUAAUUGAUAAGGAUGGAUCUUCUGAAUUAGGCGAAAGUCAAGAAGAUGAAAAAGAUGACGUUUCUUCACCUCCAUCUGAAGAUUUUUCAUCCGUUUCUGCAGAUAAGGUUAUUCGAGAUGGAGAAGAUGACGGUGAUGAUUUCAAUUUCCGGGUGCCAAAGUAUUUCCAAGCACUUUUGACGCUCUUUGUAUGCUUUGCUCUGCUGCUAUGCACACUCACCAUAAUCAGGCAGACGCGUCGAUUAUGUCAGAAAAGUGCCUGUACCAAGAAGGACCCCAUAAUCCGGGUGGAGUCGGACCAAGACAGAGGAGUUCGACCUCUUAAUGGACGCCAAAAUGAAAACGGGGCUGACCCCAACAGGGUCAAAGACGUCGAAAAUGGAACUGGUGGUGGUGGUGAAGCGGCUUCAGCUCCCACACGUACGAACGGUGGGGGCAAGAAUUUUGACCAUUAUCAUUACUCUCCGGCUGCUCCUGUCACCGAAACGAAGUCAGCACCACCCACGCCCUCCAAUAAAACUGACCACGAAAACGACAAGGACUUGCUCAAGUUGAAAAGGGUUCGUUUCGUGAGACGAGUUUCUGGUCCAUUUGCAGAUGAAGCGUUGGAUUUCGUUGGAGAGACGUACAAAAAGAAGGUUAAAGAAGUAGUACAACCCGAAAAUCUUGGCAAAGUGCAAGGACACAUUAGAACACAGCAAUCUGUUCGCAAACUAGGCAAAGCUUCAGCACAACCAGAAAUACCACAACCGUCAAAGUAAAAGAAAGUGAAAUCAAAUUAGGUACCUGAAUUGAGAUUGUGUACGCAGUUAAUUAUGAAAUUUACUUAAAAAGUGAAUAAAUUUUAUAUUAUGAGGAAAGUC